Molecule: messenger RNA, 8671 nt
Organism: Centrocercus urophasianus (Greater sage-grouse)
Lineage: Eukaryota; Metazoa; Chordata; Aves; Galliformes; Phasianidae
Gene: SYTL5
Product: synaptotagmin like 5
Exons: 18
Coding region: 431-2725 (764 amino acids)
Biological process (GO): intracellular protein transport; exocytosis
Cellular component (GO): plasma membrane; exocytic vesicle
Molecular function (GO): neurexin family protein binding; small GTPase binding; phospholipid binding
Source: RefSeq, a predicted model, not a curated record
GUCUCGACUGCGGCGGGGAUGCUGAUAAAUACACGCGCUACUCCCCUAGCGAGGUACCUGAUAGUUUGAAGUAAAUGGCACUGAACGAAAGUUAUUCCAGGAAUGAUUCUGAAUCUGCAGCUGCUUAUGAAUGUGAUCUGAAGGCCUACAGCAUGUCAGAGAGCAUCUGCCAGGACACGGGCAUUCAGCAGCCAGAAAAAUGAGUGGCUUUUUUGAGGAAGAAACAAAGAGGAAACCUUUAUGUCUCAUGUAGUUGGAAGGCAGAGCAAUACAACCUUGACACCUGGUUAAUGUAAAGGAACAUUUUUUGAAAUACCUCUUGACUGUGAAUCUUGUAAUUCAGACACAGAAGUGCCUUUGGACCUGUGCAGAUAAUUGACUGGAAAAAUUGAUCAGACGAAGCACUCACUGAAAGUGUCACUGAGGAAUCAUGGCGAAGCACUUGGAAAUCAUCAAUCUGUCGUUUUUGUUGGAACAUGAAAAAGAAAUGAUACUGGGAGUAUUGAAGAGAGAUGAGUAUCUGAAAAAAGUUGAAGAUAAAAGAAUAAGGAAGUUGAAAAAUGAGCUUCUGGAAGUGAAAAGGAAAGGUGGAAGCCAACACUGCCAACAGGACAACAGCAGGGUCUGCGUUCGCUGUCAGAAAGGCCUGGGCUUCAUCUUUGACAGAGGAGACCUGUGCCAGACCUGCAAACUUCGAGUCUGCAAUAAGUGUCGUGCAGUGGGAACUGAUGGGCAGUGGAAGUGCUCUGUGUGUGCCAAGAUUGCACAACUAAGGAUAGUGACAGGAGAAUGGUUCUUUGAAGAGAGAGCAAAGCGCUUCAAGCAAUCAAAUCUCGGAACCGAUGUUGUCAGACAGUCCAUCCUGCGCAAGUCCCCAGAUACAAUUUCCAGUAAGGCUGGAGAAAGAACGUUCAAAGAUCAACACCAAGAGAAUGAAGAAAAAGAAAUAUCAACCUCCUCCCUAACUGGACAUAAAUCAAUCUUUGGCAAACCUAGAAAGAUAGGGAAGAUGAUCAAGGCAGCUACCAAAGGAGAAAUUACAAUUGCAAAAGAUGAAGGUGGAAGGCGCAUAGGCUGUGAAGCUGAAUGCCAAAGCCUACACAGUAGCAAGUCAACGCCUUGUUCUGAGAGAGGAAGCACUCUUUCCCUGAACAGCAGCGAUACUGAAGCAGCUGCAGGCCAUGUAAGAGGGGCCAUGGGCCCUGCAAACAGAAGCAGUGCUUCCAUAUCUUCCCUCCUGAGGUCGCCGGCGCUGAGCACAUGCAGCAUGACUGCAGAUUAUAGCAGGGACACUGGUUCAGAAAAUGGCAUGAUUAUUCCAGCAAGUGAAAGUGUACCUGAAGAUUUAGUAAAGAAGCACCGUAGAAAAGCAUCUGGAACACCUUCCAUUGCAGUUUCUAGAGUAUCUUUGUCAUCAGACCGUAGCCGAUCUGAGAUAGAUUUGAGUGAAUCUUACUCUGAAGGAAAACAGGAUACCUUGAGCGUAAGAAGCAAAUCUGUACCUAGCGCCUUAGAUGAGGAGCUGGAUUCCCUGGAUGAAACAGAAGAAGAUAUUGAUGACAUUGUAGCCUCUCGUUAUUCAAGGAAACAUGGACAUCUGACAAGUGGAUUGUCAAGAAACUUCCCAGAAGGCUCUGACAGAAAAUGGAACUUCUUAAAUGUGCCUGAAACAGAUGGUGAUACUACCAGCAUUAAUAGCAUGCUGAGUGUAUACAGUGAAACUGGUGACUAUAGCAACGUGAAGGUCAGUGGUGAAAUCCUUCUCCAAAUCAACUACAGCUACAAAACAGGUGCGCUCAACAUCCUGGUGAAAAGUUGCAGAAACCUGGCCAUUGUGGAUGAGAAAAAACAAAGGACUGAUCCAUACGUCAAAGCUUACCUCCUGCCUGAUAAGUCCCGCCAAAGUAAACGCAAGACCAAAAUUAAGAGUAACAGCACCAAUCCGGAAUUUAAUGAAACGCUGAAGUAUGUCAUCAGUCAUACGCAGCUAGAAACCAGGACACUGCAGCUUUCUGUCUGGCACUACGACAGAUUUGGACGUAACAGCUUUCUUGGAGAAGUGGAAAUUCCAUUUGAUUCCUGGAACUUUGAAAAUCAUGGUGAUGAGUGGUUUGUGCUUCAGCCCAAGGUGGAGGUUGCAACAGAUGUUGGGCUUCAGUAUAAAGGAGAACUGACAGUUGUUUUACGUUACAUUCCCCCAGAGAUAAACUUGAUGCUUCCUCUAGGGCAGUUUCAAGGAAAGAAGAGCUUUAAGAAAGGAAAAAAGGGAGAGAACCACCCGCCCACUGGAGGUAUAUUAGAAGUCGUCAUCAAAGAAGCUAAGAAUUUAACAGCAGUGAAAUCAGGAGGCACAUCAGACACAUUUGUGAAAGGGUACCUGCUCCCAGAUGACAACAAAGCUACAAAACACAAGACUCCCAUAAUAAAGAAGAAUGUGAACCCCCAGUGGAAUCAUACAUUUGCUUUCAGUGGCUUGAAUGUAUGGGAUAUACAUAAUGUCUGCUUAGAAUUGACUGUGUGGGACAAGGAGUCACUUUCCAGUAAUAUUUUUCUGGGAGGAGUUCGUUUGAGUACUGGAAGUGGCAUAAGUAAUGGCAAAGAGGUUGACUGGAUGGACUCUCAAGGAGAAGAGCAGCUUCUCUGGCAGAAGAUGAUUGACAGUCCUGGAACUUCUGUGGAGGGGAUAUUAAUGUUGAGAUCCAGCAUGGGAAAACGUAGACUCUAAAAGACUCUCUACUACUGAGGGGUAGCACAAGUCCUUCUCAUUUCAGUUGUGUUCAGCUCUUGUCACUUUGCCCAUUUGAAAAUGGGUAAGGGUUGUACUCUUUGCCUUGGAUAUUAAGGCUUUAUGUGAAAUUUUAAUGCAUUCUGCACUUUCAUGCACUCAUUUUUAACCCAGACUUCUUGAACAGAUUAUGUUUCUCCUGUAACCUCUGAGAAUGUGACUUCCUACAGAGAUUGGACUGGCUUUCUUUGUCCCUUGUGGUGGCUGGUGGUAUACAGCUGAUGGAUAUUGCUGGCAGGGGACGUGGAGCAAGCAAAUUCUCUGAGUAGCCAUUUAGGAUGUAAAGUGUGUUUUACAUAUCUCCUUUUGGGUCAAAGAUGGCCUAGAAGACAAGAGUGAUUCAGUACAUUCAGAUUCCGAAUGAAUCUGUGCUUUGUUAUUUGAAAGACAAGAAGCCAUAAUGUUCAGAAGACUAACAUUUAUUUUUUAUGUUUGCUCAUUGGGCUGUGCGCUGUGCGGGAUGGCAGGCAUGGAACCAAGUAGCUCACUAAAGCCAAUUCACAGCCAGCUGCACAAUGGAAAGAGUCAGCAGAUGAAGGAGUCUGAAGUGCCCGUGUUCAGGCAUUCUCUUGGUUAUUUAGUGCACUGUAUAAGAGGUAGACUUGGCUCAGUGUGGUCAAAGAGUCUCUAAUGAAAAUAAAUCAUAACAAAUCCUAAAGAAUUUCCAGAACUGUGUGGUAUUACCACGUUUUUCAUUUCAGUUGACGGCUCUAUCUAAGAUCUUUCAGUGUCAUUGAAUAGAAGGAAUUACAUGCCUAUCCCACUUGAUGAGUCAGUGAGUUGAGACACAUUCUGGUUUGGGGCAUAGCUAAGAUCUUGGCUCAGCAGGGUGUGUAGUAAAGUAACAGGAUUAAUGCAUAUUCCAGAAUGCUUUGCACAACUGUGGAAUUUUUUCAGAAUGGGAUCCUGUUCAAGUUUGCCUGUGCGUGUUACUUGUUAAACAGAGAGGGAUUUUUGGAUUUUUCUCCUCAACUGUCCUCCAUAAGUUAGCAGUAGAUUUAAUAAGCGUGGAUUUUGGCUGAUUCAGUCAUUAAUCUUACUAACCACAAGCAUUUGCCAUUUGGUUUCCUAAAGUGAUCUUUAUAACUGCUUAGGUCUGCCGUGCUUUGGGGACUUGCAAGGUUGUAUGUGAAGAGAUGCUGUUUUGUAUCACUGUGGGCUAGCACAGCAUUGCAAAUAGUAGUAGUAACAUAAUAAGAUAGAAUGUCUUUUCCAAGGACAAAAAAUGUCUGUUUGCAAGAUUGGAUAUUAAUAUAAUUGCAUGGCUUGUAAUUGCUCAGGGUGUGAAACAGAGGAAGACAAGUUGAAUAAACAACAUUUCAUUUGAAUCUCAGAAUUGGAUCAUAGCUUCCCAUUUGAUCCAGUCUAUAAGUACAUUUCUUAUGUAUUUUUCCCCAAUACCUUAUUUUGGAAGCAGUGUCAUAUUAGUACUAAGGAAACAAUUUGAAUAUUGGGAAACAUAAUCCUUACAUUAAGUAUGUAGGGGAAAAAAAAGGCUUUCAGAGGAUGUAUCUUUCCCUGCAGGUCAAAGCACCAGUAUUCAAAGAUUUCUGUGCAGAAGGCCAUACAAUCUAAUUGGUGAUAGAGAAGGAAAUGCUGUUCCUCGCAGAGUAAAAGGUGCAGGAAAUCUAGAUUGAACUGAAUGGAAAACUGAUAGCUAAGUGUAGGUUAAAUUUUUUUCAUCUGUAGCAGUGCUGGUGUUAGUCACCUAAGUGUUUUUUUUGAGGUAAAUCCAAAACCUGAACUUCUACUCCAUUCCAUUUACGUCUAUUCCUUCCUGCUGCUCCAUCUUCCCACCCCACCAACGCCCCGAGAAAAAUUAUACUGGUUUUGAGGGGCUUGAAACUGCAGGGCAGCUUGCAAGAAGUCUUGAAAAAUACUAAUACUUUAUUUGGAUUUGUUUUUAUGUUUUUUUGUUAAAAACAGAAUCUCAGUUUUAAUAGAAAGCAAUCUGAUGAUAUGUAUUUUCUAUUAAAAUUCUGAUGUGAAUUUAAGCAGUCAUUGGAAGUAAUACCUUUUCUCAGCUUAAGACCCCUAGUUUUCAGAAAUUACUGAGUCAUCUUUAAAAACGGAGUUUGCAUUUAAGAAUUCCAUGUUGGGAAUCAAAUGUCGAUGUUUUCAUGAAGCUUGUUCAAGAAAACCAGCUUCAUUUUCCUUCUUCAGCUGUUCUUCAUUUCCUUCGGCAGUCCUGCUCAAACUGGGCAGUGAAGCAAGCUCAGUGCAGGUUUAAUCUGCUUUUCAUCUUAGGCAGCAGGUGCUGCGAGCUGAUAAAGUAGAGCACAAAUAUCAAGCACACACAUUUUAUUAUGAUCUUCCUUUUAUCAUUAUAGUCUUCUUUUCAAAAUUAGAUUGAUUUUUUUUUUUAAAUUUUUAUUUUUAAUCUACAUCCUCAAAGGGAAGUAAAACCUUACCUUUGGCACCAAAACUGCCUUCUGUUUACUGCUCCACAAGCCAGCUGAUGUAGGAGCACAAGUUUGAUUUUUCAUUUGCUGGAAGUUGGCUUAAGAAGAUAAAUCUUUUUAAAUCUAAUGAUUCUUCAGGAUAAAAUUGCAGGUAGGGUUAGUGGAGGGGACAGUGGGCAGACUGAUGGAGUUGUUUCUGUUUCAUUUUGGUGUCGGAAAUAGGAAAACAGUGACACAAAAAAUCUACCAAGAUGAACCCCAAAAUUGAAACCUUUUUCUCUCACCAAAUUGAAAAUCCUAAAAUAAUUGGAAACUGAGCUAAGUCUUUUACUUAAAAUGGAAUAUAAGAUGGAGUGUAAGCAUUUAUAUAAUUUUGAAUGGUAUUUUCUAAGUAAGUGUUAGCACUGUAUCUAAAUCUAGUCUUGCUUUGAAUGGAAGUCUAUGUUUUACUACUUCAGCUUCUACCAACUUCCCUCCCAUUUUUAGGGCCUGUGUUAGAGUAUGAGAUAAAUAGACUCAUCUGGAAAGUGUCACGUGUGUCCUAUAGCUUUUGGAAGGGACAAAAUUUUACUCUGAGCCUGCAUCUGAAAACAUAGGCCAGGCUAUGAAUAGUCUCUAGGUGUCAACUGCAGUUCAGUGUAUGAAGGGAACAAUUUCAAGUGGGAAUUUAAUUCAGCCAAGGCAGAGAGUGUUGUUGGCCAUUGAUGGGAUUUGGAGUAGUGCAGUGAAAUUAUCACCUAGGUUAGCAGUGAUGAUUGUGCAUGAUGGUAGCAUACAGGGCAUAUCGUGCUCUGCUUCAAACGAGCCUCAGAGAGAUGACAGUCAUUAGUAUAGACAUUGGAGCAAUUUGGCUGUUCUGUGAUGUUAACGACAGGUUUGUAGAAAGCAUUUAUUUGUGGAAAAUGUCACAUUUAAUUAUCGCUGUUAUAUCCUCUUUCUCUUCUUUUGCAAAAAAUGAUUUGUGGUUUGGAUAAAGCACGAGAUGAUUAACUGCAGAUGUGAUUUCUUGUUUCUGAGAUAUUGGAGCAAAUAGCCUGUGACUGUGUGUCAUCACGUACCUCAGCUUUACUAGGCUGAGCAGAAAUAGAGAAAGCCAGGAGCCAGGCUAAAGCAUUCUAUAUGUAUAAAUGUUUGUGAUAUUGAAGUGCAUGGAUGGUUUAUCUAAGACCAACUUUUAGGAAAACAGAGUCAGUUUUAACACUGAUUCGCUAACUUUUAUCUUGAUUAAUCAGACACAGGAGAGCUGAUGUUUUAAAAAUAUUUCUCCAUGCAGACUUGAAUGACUAAAGAUGCUUCAGUGGAGAAGAGAUUUUCACUACAGUGUUUUUUGUAGAUAUGAAACAUGAUUCUACUAGUGGUGUAACUACAAGGUUUUCAUCACUGUCUUUCCCCCCUCGAUACUUGAUUCUGAUGGCAAAAUUUGACCCAUUAAGGCAAAAUAGAAGUACAACUUGGGCUGUAAAAUUUCAUGUGAAGACAGUAAAUGCAUCCCUAGGUAGUGUGGUUAUUGCCAGUAUCUAUCAGGAAGAGCUGAUGCUGAGGGCUGUCCAAGCCCUGCCAACGGACUUCAUUAUCCAAACCUGUUCUCUGGAUGUUUCUCUGCUCAACUUGUUAGUUACAUAGGGACUUCAGGCUUCUAAAAGUCAGUGAUCUUGCUUGCAUGUUUAGAUGCUAAAACCAGUUCAGAUGGCCUCUCUUUCUCCUCCAUCUCCGUCACAUUACUAUCUUCCUGUUCUAAUCCAAGUGCCAUUGCCUACCUUAAAUGCCAUUUAGAUAACACAUUUUAACAUUUCUCUCCCAGCUGAAUGCUCAGCAGUUGGUUUAAGAGAGAAGGCAAUGGGGAUGGUGAGUAUGCUUUGAUCACAAUGCAUUAGACUGGAAACUUAAUGUUCUUUGUCUCCUCCAGUAGAGAUUUUGCUAGAGUAGCAUAAAAGAAAUCCAUAGAAUCAUGGAGGUUGAAAAAGACCUUCAAAGACUGUCCAAACAUUAGCUGAAUCUGCUGAGUCACAUCACUAAACCAUGUCCCUUUGUGCCACAUUCACGUCUCUUCAAUACCUCCAGAGAUGGAAAAUAAGCAUUUGGAAGUAUUGUGCUUGAUUUUUCUUUUCCCUCCUGGUUAGGCCCUGUGAGGUACAAGUAGACAAAGAUGUAUUCUGCAAAAUGUGAACUAAAUUGCAGCAGCAGAGCAGCCACUGAGCAUCCACUGGUGCUAACUGAUGGGGUAACAUGAGGGAGGCAUAGAGACUGGCAUUGUUCUGGCUUUACAAGGGGUUGGCCAACUUCAGGCACGUAAAGCUUUUGAUUUGCUCUAGAGUCAAUGAAUAUAAAGUCUGAGUCUUAUUUCUAUAACUGUCUAGUCUGUUGUUUCACACAGGACAGUAAGGAUUAUACCUGAAUCAUUGCAGGAUCUCUUCCAUCCAUCCUUCCCUUCAGUUCAGCAGCCCCCACCAGGAAACUGUUCAAGUUUUUGUCAAGUUUGUCCAACUGUGACCCCAUGUUCCACCUCAACACCUUCAACACCUCAAAUCUCUGGUACCCAGAAGGAGGCAGUGUGCAGUAGUUAAGGAGUAGCUUAUGGUGGCUAGGUGAGGUAAAAACUGAAAUUGCCCUUUCCUAACAUACAGUAUUGAUUUUCAGCAAUGGCAGAAAUAGCUGUCUCUUGAAAGAUGGUAUGUGCACUUUGUAAACUCUUUUUUUCUUUUGAUACAGUUUUUGAAGAUGGAUAUUAUUUAUUUAUUGUUACAUGUAGAAAUAAGAACGUUAGAGGACCUUAAGAGAAAUGAUGGUAAGAACAUGUGAUUAAAUCCAAAAUUGGAUGCAGACUUUUAUUUGCAGAGAUGUUUCUUACCUUAACCUUAAGUAUGAGGCACUGAAUCAUGCUUGUAGAGCCUUACCACUACAUGCUGUGAAUUUCCUGCCUGGUGAUUUCAUAUUUGCAGAUGCUGUUUGAUAAGUGAUAAUAAGACUGUUAAUUAUACUGUGUAUGUUGACACUGGAAAGGGAAUCUCAACAUGCUUCUAUAGAUGUUCCUUAGGUUGCUUUUGAGACUCACCCUUGCUGCAUCAUGGCCAUUUAUGUAGGAUCACUAUUUCAACAAUUCUACUCUGUGGCAACAACCUACCUACAGCUUUGCACUACUGCUCUUGAAAGCUGGCUGUGUAUUUUUGAGGGUUGCUGUAAUUGCUGGGGUUUGCUUAAGGCCAAAUGUAGUCCUUCAAUGCAGUGAAUUGAGAAUGCUACAUGCCCCUCUUGCCACCUUUGUUCUGAUUAAAAAUCUAUUGCACGUUGUUUGUUUGGUUAUUCUGCUGGAUAUUAACAGUAGUAGCAGUAAGUGGCACUGCAGUAUGUUAAGUUCUGCCCAAGUUUAGAUGAAGCAUUUCCUGCCCAGAACAUUUUUGUACUGUGCACUGUAUAUUCAGUUUUGUGGAGAAAAGUGGCUGGUAAUACAUUUGCAGCAGUUGUCAAGAAUAUUGUUCUGUUUUUU